This is a messenger RNA of Darwinula stevensoni, 2129 nucleotides long. Lineage: Eukaryota; Metazoa; Arthropoda; Ostracoda; Podocopida; Darwinulidae. The record is from the annotation of a GenBank genome assembly.
AUUCGAAUAUGCUUGGAGAACAUGGCGCAGACCAGGAUGUGAUUUAUGUUCCCCGUGUAUCACUUGGGAACAGGCCUGUGAUGUGUCUACUAUUUGCCAACAAGACUUUUCAAUUUCCAAUUUAGGUUCUUAACUCUGCAAGCUCCCACAAAGUUCUGUGUCCUUUUUCGCUUAGUCCUCAUAACCAUGGAUGAAUCCAAUAAUAAGCGCCAAGGAACUAGGGUUUUCAAGAAGAGCAGUCCAAAUGGCAAGAUUACCGUGUACCUGGGGAAAAGAGAUUUCGUGGAUCACGUCACGCAUGUGGAUCCAAUCGAUGGGGUAGUACUGAUAGACCCUGACUACUUGAAGGACCGCAAAGUGUUUGGCCAGGUGCUGGCUGCCUUCCGUUAUGGCCGUGAGGAUCUUGAUGUCCUGGGCCUCACUUUUCGCAAGGACCUUUUCCUUGCAUCUGCCCAGAUUUUUCCUCAGGAAGCUGAGAAUAAACGAGACCUUACCAGACUUCAGGAAAGAUUGCUGAAGAAGCUGGGGCCAAAUGCCUAUCCCUUCUUCUUUGAAUUGCCACCAAACUGCCCUGCAUCCGUAACGUUGCAGCCAGCACCAGGAGACACAGGGAAGCCUUGUGGCAUUGACUAUGAACUCAGGGCAUAUGUUGCAGAUACAGUUGAUGACAAACCUCACAAAAGGAACUCGGUCCGCCUUGCAAUCCGGAAGGUGAUGUAUGCACCUAGCAAGCAGGGCGAGCAACCAUACAUUGUUGUGAGCAAGGAUUUCAUGAUGAGUCCCAACCGGCUCCAUCUGGAGGCAUCUCUGGACAAGGAGCUUUACUAUCAUGGAGAGACCAUCAGUGUCAAUGUUCACAUACAGAACAACUCAAAUCGCAGUGUUAAGAGAGUCAAAGUUUCUGUGAGGCAGUUUGCUGACAUUUGCCUCUUUUCUACUGCCCAGUACAAAUGCACUGUUGCUGAGAUUGAAAGCGAAGAAGGGUGCCCUGUGACUCCAGGCUUUAACUUGUCCAAAGUGUACUCCCUGAAACCCACAUUGACGCCAAAUAAGAGUAAGCGAGGCCUGGCCCUGGAUGGCCAGUUGAAACACGAGGACACCAACUUGGCCUCCUCCACCAUAGAGGGCUGUCCAAUUGGGCCAGGGUUCAAUCUGUCAAAGAUCUACACCCUCACUCCUCUUCUAGCAAAUAACAAGGAUAAAUGGGGCCUUGCCCUUGAUGGUCAGCUCAAGCACGAGGAUACCAAUCUUGCCUCCUCCACUCUCAUCAAUGAUCCAUCUCAACGGGAGAGCCUGGCUAUUGUUGUGCAGUACAAAGUGAAGGUGAAGCUAUGCCUUGGUGCUCUUGGAGGGGAUUUGGUGGCAGAGCUUCCAUUCAUGCUGAUGCAUCCGAAGCCAGUAGAGGAGACUGGUCCUCCAACACGUUCCCCCUCCAUGGUUGAACCCACUAAGGACUCUUCCCCAUCUGAAGUCCCUGUUGACACCAAUCUCAUCCAACUUGAGGAUGAUAAUGAACAUGAUGACAUAAUUUUUGAGGACUUUGCCCGCCUGAGACUAAAGGGGGAGACAGAUGCCUAGCUCACACAUCCUUCACCCAGUUCGAAUUGUUGUGGAUGUGGAUGUGAGGUGCUACACCAGAGGAGACUUCAUCCAACAGAUGAGGGAAGGACAAGAGUGCAGAAGAAGUAGUUCUUUUUUGCACGUGCAAUUGAUGACAGUGUGUGCUUGAUGCUUGAUGUGAUGAAGCCCCUCAACUCCCCCACUCACUCCUCUCUGCAUAUAUUUGCUUACUAUUAUUUUUUAAGCUUUUUUUUCUUGCAAACCUGUUUUCAUUGCAUUACUGCUUGUCAGUUGCACAGAUUCCAUGCUAUAAUGCACUUCAGGCCCUGGUUUCAGGAACUCAGGGACAUUGAUAUCAGAAGAUUUCCUGCAGUGCUUGUUCCUAUCCAAUGAGAGCAACUACUUUUGCAUUCACGGAUGUCAUCACCCCAAACAGGGACUUGCACCAGCUUCCCAUGGCCAUCAGUUAAGCACAGGAACAAAGAUGGCCUUUUCCUUGCCAUCUCAUGGGGGAUAUUGCAGGCGAUAUUCGAGAUGGGGGAGCUGUGCUUCUUUUUUAUAUGCUUUGA